AUGCAACUUAUUGCCUACCUGAUCGGAGCCGUGGCUCCUGCAAUGUUGGCUAUGGCUUACAAUGAUAAUUGCGACGGAUCUUUGAUUCCAGCGAACAAAGACGAUUGUCUCAAGGCCAUUUCAAAUGUUGACACGUCGGCAACAUACAACGACGGUAGUCAAUUUAGCGAAGGCGAAUGCUACCUGGUCUACGCUACAAACGGUAGUGGUGAUCAACCCGUCAGCGGACAGAAGAUCCAUGAUGUUGCUCAGGCCAUUGUCGACAAUUGUGACAUGCAACAUGGAAGCUUUGGAACCGAAAACUGCAAUUCGUGCCACGUGACUGUGAAUUACCGCUCUUGA
Molecule: messenger RNA, 342 nt
Organism: Penicillium roqueforti
Lineage: Eukaryota; Fungi; Ascomycota; Eurotiomycetes; Eurotiales; Aspergillaceae
Exons: 2
Coding region: 1-342 (113 amino acids)
Source: RefSeq, a predicted model, not a curated record